UAGAGAAAAAUGAUUCUUGGAAUCAUCUCAGCCCAUAAUCUAGCAACGCAAUCUAUCUUAGUUUCCCUUUCAUCACAAUUUCCUUCCCAAACUAUCAAUAUGAAGUCAUCCAGAAGCAAAGUGGUAAGAUUAUGUAUGCUAAGAGAUGACCCUGAUGAAAGCACAGAUCAGUAUUACCAGAAAAUGAUCAAACACAAUCCUGGAAAUGCCCUGCUUCUCGGAAACUAUGCUCGAUAUCUGAAAGAGGUUAGAGGUGAUUUCGCCAAAGCCGAACGGUACUGUGCACGAGCGAUUUUGGCAAAAGCUGAAGAUGGUAAUGUACUCUCUCUUUAUGGGGAACUAAUAUGGCAAAUCAACAAGGACGCCACCCGAGCUGAGGGUUACUUUCAUCAAGCUGUUCUUUCUCAUCCUGAUGACAGUUACAUUCUUGCAGCCUAUGCAAGAUUUCUGUGGGAUGCUGAAGAAAAAGACGAAGACAAUUAGCAGAUUCAGCAGCACAAAAGACCUCAAAAAAAGAAGCUUAAACACAAAUCCAUAAUGACUUAGCACAAAGAUGUGUUGCAAGAAUAAACAUAUUAAAUAACAAAACAUUGUUCCAAAUGCAAACUACACCAACUUGAUCAAUAUCAGUCCUCCCCGUAGGCCCAUAAGCUAAUUUUAUGUAUUAUAAACUACAACUGGUGUACUGAGAGAAUCUCAAAAUUUACCCACAACCACAGUUCAAUGGCAGACCACUAAAAAGAGUACUUUGUAGAGUAAUAAAUUCUUAAGAAUAAACAACUCGAAAUGCAGUGAUCCGACAAUCCAGAGAAAGUGCAAAUGCAGACGAUUAAGCGACCAGACUGGCAAGUCUAAAAGCAAGAACAACCAAACCUCACCAAACUAUGGACAAACUGCUUCAUGACUUCGUUCAUAUUCAUCUUCUGCUAAGCCAACACUUCGUGGAGGCGACUGAGUCCAAGUGCAACCGAGCUUUCUUUUCAAUGCUGUAUUACAACUUCAUGCUCAACUGGGAGCUUCACUAUUCCUCGACAAUAGGCCCGUUCUCAACUCCAAUUUGAGUUUCACCUGUGUCAGAUGUUGAAACUUCCUCUUCAGCAUGAG
Messenger RNA from Beta vulgaris subsp. vulgaris (sugar beet), 1104 nucleotides. RefSeq lists its product as uncharacterized. The record is from RefSeq and is a predicted model, not a curated record. The coding region runs from base 10 to 483 and encodes 157 amino acids. Gene Ontology annotation, molecular function: protein binding. The transcript is spliced from 3 exons. Lineage: Eukaryota; Viridiplantae; Streptophyta; Magnoliopsida; Caryophyllales; Amaranthaceae.